UCAUCUUGAAAAAUAUAGUCAACGAAAGUAGAUAAAGCCCCAACCUGAAACACUUGCACUGACCUAACUCCUGUAAUAAGAUGGCCGCCGCUUUUGGUACCGCCACCGUCGCCGCCGCCGCCGCCACCUUAGCCGGAAAAAGGGUUUCAAAUGACAUCCAUUUCUGCUCCCAUACUACCCCGCGGUUCAUUCGAAGCGGAUGGUCUCUUGCCCCUGAGAAACUACAGAUCAAAGCAUAUUCUACUCCAAUUGGAGAGAACCCAGCUCGUUCAAGGUCUUCAAUCGUGCGAACCGCAGCUGUCCGGCAAUUAACUGGACCCAUUACUGCAACUGAGGGUUUACGUUUUGCUGUUGUUGUAGCCAGAUUUAAUGAAAUUGUGACAAGACCCUUAUUAGAGGGAGCUUUGGAUACUUUCAGAAAAUAUUCAGUUAAAGAAGAAGACAUUGAUGUAGUGUGGGUUCCUGGUUGUUUUGAGAUUGGUCUAGUUGCAGAAAGGAUGGGAAAAACUCGCAAAUAUAAUGCAAUCUUGUGUAUUGGAGCUGUGAUAAGAGGUGAUACCACGCAUUAUGAUGCUGUGGCGAAUUCAGCUGCAUCUGGAGUUAUGACAGCUGGUCUAAAUUCAGGUGUUCCUUGCAUAUUUGGUGUUUUGACAUGUGAAAACAUGGAUCAGGCUCUAAACCGCGCUGGAGGUAAAUCAGGGAAUAAAGGAUCAGAAACCGCUCUUACAGCUAUUGAGAUGGCAUCUUUGUUUGAGCACCAUCUAAAGCCUUAAUCAUUUUGGAUUGAAUUUUCACCUUCAUAAUAAAGAAACUGCAGAGGGUUGGCUGUUUCAUGUCUCAUUGUGGUGUUGAAUAACUUCUGCUUUUAGCAAAGAAUAAAAAUAAAUAACUUCUAUGUUAUUUUUCAAAUCUCAAUUAUGUAUGUGUUUAAUUUGAAGG
Molecule: messenger RNA, 939 nt
Organism: Impatiens glandulifera
Lineage: Eukaryota; Viridiplantae; Streptophyta; Magnoliopsida; Ericales; Balsaminaceae
Product: 6,7-dimethyl-8-ribityllumazine synthase, chloroplastic
Exons: 8
Coding region: 81-773 (230 amino acids)
Biological process (GO): riboflavin biosynthetic process
Cellular component (GO): intracellular anatomical structure; riboflavin synthase complex
Molecular function (GO): 6,7-dimethyl-8-ribityllumazine synthase activity
Source: RefSeq, a predicted model, not a curated record